CUUCCUCUAACCUGCUCCGGUCCAACAUGGCUCCGCGGUUGUGCAUCAUCUCUGCAGCGGCACGGCGGCUGCUCACGAAGCCGGGACCCCGUGCUGGGGACCUCGCGGCUGCGGGUGCUGUGCGCUUCUAUUCCAAGGACAGUGAAGGCAGCUGGUUCCGCUCCCUCUUUGUUCACAAGGUGGAUCCUCGGAAGGACGCCCACUCCACUCUGCUGUCCAAGAAGGAGACUAGUAAUCUCUACAAGAUCCAGUUUCACAAUGUGAAGCCCGAAUGUCUGGAUGCCUACAACAGUCUGACGGAGGCUGUGCUGCCCAAGCUGCACCUGGACGAGGACUACCCCUGCUCGCUUGUGGGCAACUGGAACACAUGGUACGGGGAGCAGGACCAGGCAGUACACCUAUGGCGGUUCUCAGGUGGCUAUCCGGCCCUCAUGGACUGCAUGAACAAGCUAAAAAACAACAAGGAGUACCUGGAGUUCCGGAAGGAGCGGAGCAAGAUGCUACUGUCCAGGAGAAACCAGUUGCUUCUGGAGUUCAGCUUCUGGAAUGAGCCACAGCCCCGGGCCGGCCCCAACAUCUAUGAGCUGAGGACGUACAAGCUGAAGCCAGGAACCAUGAUUGAAUGGGGAAACAACUGGGCUCGGGCCAUCAAGUACCGUCAGGAGAACCAGGAGGCCGUGGGAGGCUUCUUUUCACAAAUAGGAGAGCUCUACGUGGUACACCACUUAUGGGCCUACAGAGACCUGCAGUCCCGGGAGGAGACUCGAAAUGCAGCUUGGAGAAAGAGGGGCUGGGAUGAAAACGUGUACUACACAGUCCCCUUGGUCCGGCACAUGGAGUCACGAAUCAUGAUCCCUCUGAAGAUUUCUCCUCUCCAGUGAGGCUGGCACGGCCUCCACCUCCUUCCCUUUCUCCUGCGGACUAGCCUGGAACGGAGGAGCUUCUAGGCCAGCUGGCAGUUUCCUUUCAACUCUGGAAGACUUUUGAUGGGCGGUGUUCAGCUUAGACAAAGAUGACGUUUUUCUGAGAACUUAAGUCUAUUCAUACCCAGCCAACCUUUCCCAUGCUGGAUAAGUUUUUAACUUCCCUAACUGCAGAAUAGCAACCUUUUAAGCAGUCGUAUAUUUUCCUCUUAAGAUUCGUCAUCUCCAGGACAUAAGUCCCUAGCUAACACUGUGGCCAUGGCUUCGUUGCAUAAAGGCUGGUAUAACUGGCCAUUACGAGGUAUGGUAUGGCCGUUAGGGGGUAUGGUGUGAAGGAUGUCACACUGUUAGGGGGUACGGUGUGAAAGGUCGUCAGUCCAGGUGUGGCCCAGGAACUCUCGGGGGGUCUACUGUUAAAAACGCAAGCCUGGGCCUUUAAAAACAAACAAACAAACACAGACCUGCCAUAAACUCUGAGGUUAUCAAAGUCAGGAGAAGAUCCAGAAUUCUGCUUAAAGGGCUGGGAAAAAGAUGGAAGUGGGAAAGAUUGGGAUACGUGAAACAGGCUUGAAGCAGGAACCCUUCAGAAAUGGGCACAUAGGGUCCAGAAUUUAAAAUACAGAAUUAGGAAGAUAGAACACAGAUAACAGGAUCUUUGUUUGUUUGUUUGAGAAAAGAUUUCUCUGUGUAGCCCUGGCUGUCCUAGAACUCACUCUGUAGACCAGGCUGGUCUAGAACUCAGAAAUCAGUCUGCCUCAGCCUCCCGAGUGCUGGGACUAAAGGCGUGUGCCACCACUGCCCAGCGAGAUGACAGGAUCUUAAGGGAGGACCAUGUCCCUUAAGACAGAUGGAGAGGCUUUAUCCAUGUUUUCCUACACAAUGUGGUUAGAACGUGAACAUGCCUCAGUUCUUCUGCACGUCUUCCUUCCUACAGGCAGAAAUGCAGGCUGAGACCUAUAGUCCUGUCGAAUUCUUUCUUUCCCUACUUGACAUUGUCCCCCAAACCCUCAUUUUGCAGAACCAUUAGGUCUGUGGAGUGGAUACAGUGAUUCUGGGGUCUCUUCAAUGACCCCCAUACCUCAUGAUCCCCUGCUUAGAUAGUCUUGCUACCACAUCAGGAGAAUGCACUGGAAUAGUUGAUGGAACCAAAUUAAAUAUUUACUGUAAA
Messenger RNA from Apodemus sylvaticus (European woodmouse), 2091 nucleotides. It is a transcript of the gene Nipsnap1, whose product is annotated as nipsnap homolog 1. The transcript is spliced from 10 exons. Bases 27 to 881 code for a protein of 284 amino acids. Gene Ontology annotation, cellular component: mitochondrion. NCBI's taxonomy places the organism in Eukaryota, Metazoa, Chordata, Mammalia, Rodentia, Muridae. The record is from RefSeq and is a predicted model, not a curated record.